AUGUCUACCACUGCGUUCAUAAACCUGCGUACUACACGAUCAUUUACGCCUCGUCUACGUCCUCAAACAGUGAGACCUUUGGCGCAGAUUCGAGGCAAAGCGACCGCGCCUUUUCGCCUCCCCGAUCCCCGCAAUGAGCCGAACCCGCUAUACAAGAAGGGCUCCGAGGAACGGGCCAAGUUAGAAGAGGCUUUGAUCAAGCUGCGGUCUCAACUGCCAGUCCGGAGUGACAUCUUCUACAAUGGCCAAGUCCAGCAGAGCUCGAAGUCCUGGGACCAAGUCCUACCCGCAGAGCAUGCGACUACUUUCACCAACUAUCCACUUGCCACAAAGGAGCAGGUCUCCGCUGCAAUUCAAUCUGCUCUUGACGCAAAGAAGGACUGGGAGGAAACUCCGUUCGUUGACCGAGCUUCAAUCUUCCUGAAGGCGGCGGAGUUGGUUACUGGAAAAUAUCGGUAUGAAUUGAUUGCGGCCACUAUGCUGGGCCAGGGAAAGAACAUCUGGCAAGGAGAGAUUGAUGCCGCUGCGGAAUUGGCCGACUUCUUCCGUCUGAACUGCAACUAUGGAGCUGAGAUACUGGAGAGGCAACCCACCCGCGGCAGCGAUGGCAUGUGGAGUCGUGUGGAAUACCGGCCCCUCGAAGGAUUUGUCUACGCAGUCUCCCCGUUCAACUUCACUGCCAUCGGUGGAAAUUUGAUUGCUGGUCCUGCUCUCAUGGGUAAUGUUGUUCUCUGGAAGCCCUCGCCUUCCAAUGUCUAUGCGAGCAGCAUCGUCUACAAGAUUCUUCUGGAGGCAGGUCUGCCUCCCAACGUCAUCCAAUUCGUGACUGGCGACCCUGAAACUAUCAAUGAAGUUGUCCUGUCACACCGCGACUUUGCUGCCCUGAACUUUAUUGGUUCAUCUGAUGUCUUCCGCUCUCUGUACGGUAAGAUCGGUGAGGGAGUUGCAAAGAAGUCAUACCGCGAGUUCCCUCGCUUUGUCGCUGAGACCAGUGGAAAGAACUUCCAUCUGGUUCACCCAAGCGCCGACAUCCCCAGCGCAGUGAACCACACGAUUCGCGGUUCGUUCGAGUACCAGGGACAGAAGUGCUCUGCAACUUCUCGUCUUUACCUUCCCGAAUCUCGUGCAGAGGAGUUCAUUACUGCUUUGAAGGCAGGUGUUAAAAAUAUCACCAUCGGAAAUCCUGAUAAAAACCUCGAGGCCUUCAUGGGCCCUGUUAUCCACCGCCGAUCCUUCGACAAAAUCAAGUCAAUCAUUGACAAGAGCAACAAAGACCCCUCUGUUAAGGUGAUUGCCGGUGGAACCUACGACGACUCGGUCGGUUUCUAUGUGAACCCGACUGUUUACCAGGUGGACUCUCCUGACCACGAACUCUUCAACGAAGAGAUCUUUGGUCCUGUACUUGCUUUGCACAUUUACCCUGAUGCCGAGUGGUCUUCCACUCUAAAGAAGGUGGACCAGGGCGGUGGUGGAUUGGCUCUGACCGGUGCGGUCUUCGCUCAGGACCGCCGAGCCAUCCGCGAGGCUGAGGAUGCGCUCCGCUACUCCGCCGGUAACUUCUAUAUCAACUGCAAGACUACCGCAGCUCUCAUUGGGCAACAGUCAUUUGGCGGCGCUCGCGCCAGCGGUACCAACGACAAGGCUGGCAGCUCCGAUGUUGUCCGCCGGUUCACCAGCCCCCGUUUGAUCAAGGAGGAGUUUUUCCCACAAACAGGAUUCACUUAUCCUAGCAACCACUAG
Penicillium macrosclerotiorum is the source of this 1740-nucleotide messenger RNA. RefSeq lists its product as uncharacterized. Bases 1 to 1740 code for a protein of 579 amino acids. Gene Ontology annotation, molecular function: L-glutamate gamma-semialdehyde dehydrogenase (NAD+) activity. NCBI's taxonomy places the organism in Eukaryota, Fungi, Ascomycota, Eurotiomycetes, Eurotiales, Aspergillaceae. Gene Ontology annotation, cellular component: mitochondrial matrix. The transcript has 4 exons. The record is from RefSeq and is a predicted model, not a curated record.